This is a messenger RNA of Nicotiana tabacum (common tobacco), 3668 nucleotides long. Its product is annotated as ABC transporter B family member 14-like. Gene Ontology annotation, biological process: oligopeptide export from mitochondrion. Gene Ontology annotation, cellular component: mitochondrial inner membrane. Lineage: Eukaryota; Viridiplantae; Streptophyta; Magnoliopsida; Solanales; Solanaceae. Gene Ontology annotation, molecular function: ABC-type oligopeptide transporter activity; ATP hydrolysis activity; ATP binding. The record is from RefSeq and is a predicted model, not a curated record.
GUCUCCAAUAGCACAGUAAUAAUGUCAAAAGAAAUCACCAUCUCUAAUACAAACAAGCUGGAAAUAGUAUGGCAAGAAAAAUGGCACAUAUGCACAAAAAGAAUACAGAGAUGCUGCAAAAGCUGCUACAUCACCGUAUAAUACAUGUAAACCACUCACAGAUAUCCUUCACUCUGGCAUAAGUCAAAUGGAUAAUCAGCUUUCAUGUUAACAAUGUUUUGAUUUCUUAAGCACAAGUUUCUUGAAAAAAACUACGAAGUGAUAAAUUAGCUUUCAUGUCAUAUGUUUGCAUUCUAGGUAGGACAAAGGGGCCUCCAGUUAUCAGGUGGACAGAAACAGAGAAUUGCAAUAGCAAGAGCAAUAUUAAAGAACCCUCCAAUUCUUUUGCUUGAUGAGGCCACCAGUGCACUUGAUACAGAUUCAGAGAAACAAGUUCAAGAAGCACUCGACACAGCCAUGCAAGGAAGAACGGUCAUCUUAAUUGCACACAGAAUGUCAACUAUGUUAGUGCAGAUAUAAUAGCUGUUGUUCAGAAUGGAAAAGUGACAGAGACAGGAACCCAUCAUAACCUAUUAAAUACCAGUAAAUACUACAAUGCCUUGUUUAGCAUGCAGAACAUUGGCCAAGAUUGUCAGACCAGGUCACAUUCAACUCAAUGACAUAUUUUCCAUUAAAAGAUAAACAUAAGUAUUUGAUGGAUUUAAAAUGGCAUACAUUAUAAUUGACAGGAUGGAAGCUACAAAUGAGAAAGCUGAAUUUAUCCAACAAGACAAUGCGCCUCAGGACAAUCAGCAGCCUGAUGAGCCAAGGGAAUUCCAUAAAGAGUUUAAACAACGCUGUGAGAAGGAGCAGAAAGGAAAAAAAGAAACACGUAUAUUCUUCAGAAUCUGGUUUGGCUUGAAUAAGAGAGAGAUCAUAAAAACUGCUAUUGGCUCUUUUGCAGCAGCUUUUGCAGGAAUCUCUAAACCUGUUUUUGGAUUCUAUGUCAUUACAAUAGGAGUGGCAUAUUACAAUCCUGAUUCAAAGGAGAAAGUAGCUCGGUAUUCAGUAAUAUUUACCUCAAUAGGACUGCUUUCUCUGUUUGCCCACACUUUGCAACAUUACUUAUUCGGAGUAGCUGGAGAGAAGGCCAUGACAAACCUCAGGCAAGCUUUGUACACCGCCGCACUACGUAAUGAAUUGGCUUGGUUUGAAAAUCCCGAAAACAGUAUUGGACCACUUACCUCCAGGAUAGUCAAUGAAACAUCCACAGUCAAGACAAUAAUAGCUGAUCGCAUGUCUGUCAUUGUCCAGUGCAUCUCCUCCAUACUUAUAGCAACAACUGUUAGUAUGAAAGUUAACUGGAGAAUGGGUCUGGUGGCUUGGGCUAUAAUGCCAUGCCAUUUUAUAGGCGGACUGGUUCAAGCAAAGUCAGCUAAAGGUUUCUCUAGUGAUAGCGCUGUUGCACACUCAGAACUCGUUUCCCUAGCCUCUGAAUCUACAAUGAAUAUAAAGACUGUUGCAGCUUUCUGCUACGAAACACAGAUACUUGAGAAGGCCAAAUUGUAUUUAACGAGACCAUUGAGGAAAGGGAGGGCAGAGAGCAUCAAGUACGGAAUCAUACAAGGGAUCUCUCUUUGCGUAUGGAACGUUGCACAUGCAGUGGCCUUAUGGUACACAACAGUUCUGGUCGACAAGAACCAAGCCAGCUUUGAAGAUGGCAUAAGGUCAUACCAGAUAUUUUCCCUAACAGUACCCUCAAUUACAGAACUAUGGACACUGAUACCCACUGUUUUAUCAGCCAUCGGCAUUCUAAAACCUGUGUUCCAGAGCCUCGAUCGGUGCACAGAAAUUGUACCAGACAUGCCAGACAAUGCAUCAACUGAAAGCAUCAAAGGGGAAAUCGAGUUCCAAAAUGUCCAGUUUCGUUAUCCAUCAAGGCCAGAAGUACUGGUGCUAAACAAUUUCAGUCUGCAAAUUGAAGCUGGAGUUAAGAUGGCUAUAGUGGGGCCUAGUGGAGCAGGAAAAUCUUCAAUCUUGGCCCUAUUACUUAGAUUCUAUGAUGUGAAUGAGGGAAAAGUUCUGAUUGAUAGCAAGGAUAUAAGAGAUUACAAUCUUAGGAAGUUAAGGGCACAGAUUGGACUGGUGCAACAGGAGCCACUCCUGUUUAGCUGCUCAAUUAGAAACAAUAUCCGCUAUGGAAGUGAAAAAGCAUCUGAAUCUGAGAUAAUAGAAGUGUCAAGAGAAGCAAACAUACAUGAGUUUAUAAGUAACUUGCCCAAUGGAUAUGAUACUGUUCUUGGGGAAAAGGGCUCUCAACUUUCUGGAGGACAAAAGCAACGGAUAGCGAUAGCAAGGGCGUUACUCAAAAGACCAGCAAUAAUGCUGUUGGAUGAAGCAACAAGUGCAUUAGAUACCGAGUCCGAGAGAGCAGUGGUAAAUGCAUUGGAAUCAAUGAAGCUGAACAACUAUGGAGGCACAAAAAUGACUCAGAUAACAGUAGCACACAGGCUUUCAACAGUAAUAAAUUCAGAUACUAUAGUUGUUAUGGACAAAGGUAAGCUUGUGGAGAAGGGCAGCCACUCAACCCUGAUGGCUGAGCUUGACAGUGUGUAUUCAAGACUUGUUAGGCUCCAAAGUGUGGAAUAAUUUGAACGAAACUGACAACACAUAAAGCAUAAUGAGUCUGCCUUUUUCUCGAUACAGUGGAUAAACAUAGCUUAAGUAUCACACUAGUUAGUAUUUGCAUAAAACAUAUGAAAACCUGUUUAUAUGUAUCUCUUCUCCACAGAGAUUUGAGUACACAUAAUCGAUAAACGAAAAGAAAGCGCAGUCGUUCAAAAUUUCAGUCAGUAUCCAGGUUUGAUACUGUGUGCUUUAGAUACUCUGAAUAAAUUAACAUGGAUGCUUAGUACAUUCAUUCGUUCUUCAAUCUCCUAUACAGAGGCAAUCCAGGGCAACAAAACACAAACACAAUACAACAACAACAAACCCAGUGUAAUCCCAUCAAAAGAUCCAUAUCAAAUGCAGCCUCUAUCUUUAUUUUAUUCCAGGGGUCAGCUAGCCAGAUUAGUCAACAUUUAUCUCUUUCGAUGCAACGGCAAGAUCUUAUUCGUUACAAGUGGUUUUGUUGGUUGGUUAAUUGGUCACAGUUUAUUCAUGAAAUGGCUUGGAUUGGUAUUAGUCUGGAUACGGCAAAAUCAUUCUAUUAGAUCGAAUAAGUACAUUCGAUCUACGCGAGCCUCCCAACAAAGCCAACAUAAAUCCGAUCCGAAUAAAAAAAAGAGUAGUGUGUUAUUUACAGUCAGAACAUGCCAGACUGGUUGAAUUGUAGUGGAACCUGAUAUAAUGGCUCCUUCCCCAUCUUUCAUUAGCCUUAUCCAACCAACGAUUUCUUUGAGAGUUGCUACAGAUUCUGUUUUCUGAGGAAACUGUGAUUACAGAAAUGGACCUAAUUUGGAAUUUGUCGCAAGCAGUCUAAAAAUAUGAUAGGCGAUACAUCUAAAUGAAAAUAUGAACAAAGCACCAGUACGAGCAUUCAUAUUUUCAAAAAAUUAAUGAGAAAACAAAAGGCCAAAACCAAAUGUUGACCUCGCCUAAAUGGAGACUAGAAAAUUUACGGUAAAAAGACUUAUUUAAUGUUUUUAACAUCGCAGCAAUAAGGUAGAAGAGAAAAAAAAGAAGAGCAU